This is a messenger RNA of Besnoitia besnoiti, 474 nucleotides long. RefSeq lists its product as uncharacterized. The transcript has a single exon. The record is from RefSeq and is a predicted model, not a curated record. NCBI's taxonomy places the organism in Eukaryota, Apicomplexa, Conoidasida, Eucoccidiorida, Sarcocystidae. The coding region runs from base 1 to 474 and encodes 157 amino acids.
AUGAUGCGACCGAAGGCGAAUAGCCUCGCGCAAGGGGAAAUCGGGGCACCUCCGGCAUCCAGCAUUUGCUCAGCGGACUUAGCGGACGGCGAGUCGGACCCAGAGGCCCUCCAUCCACUCCUGUGGAAUAGUCGCCUCCGGAGAGGCCAAGGGGGGCGCCGUUACAUCAUCGGCUCGCUGAAUGCUUCGGCGCCACGAGGAGAUUUUCGCGUGGUCGUUCCUGCUCUCUGGAGUACGUGGGAAACCCGCUUCUGGGACUGGUGGAGGCGACUACGACGGAGGCCGCGAGCUGCUCUGGGCCAAGAGGCGUCGAAACUCUGUGAGGUCCUUCAAAACGCUGAGGCCGUCGCGACCGGGCCGCCUGCCGGCAUCAGCCACCGCGACGGAUUCUUUCCCAGACUUCUGAUGACCGCGUUAUGGGACAGCCUGCAGCCUCAAGACCCUCCGAUGCAAGAGGUUUUCGAGGCGGCCUAG